AGCUCUCACUGGGGGGGUUAAUGUAAUGAUAAUGGCUGGCCCCAUGGCGUCUAUAUCUGGCCAGAUCAAGGAAUAGUUUAGAGUUGAAGAUUUGAGUUGUUCGUGUGUGGGUCAAAUUCUGCUGCUUGUGUUACUUGGUUCAAAUAUGAUGUUUAACAAACCUAUAUGCUCUCUCUUCCUGCUGGCUUGGAUGUUCGUGGUUUCUCACUCGACACCUCUUCGCGAUCCUAUCCCUGAAGGUGAUCUCGAUCGUGAUUUGUAUCGUGAAAUCGAUCGUCAAAUUCGCGAACCCAUAGGCACGAGCGAYUUAGAUGACUCCAAGUACGAGUUACAACGCCGUUGYGCGACCUUCAAUUGUGGGAUUCUUCGYAAGCUUCGCCUUGGGUUGGGAUCAAAGAAUCGAUAUCGUUACAGAUAUGGCAGCCAUAGGAAUAUAUAUGGUAGCCGAACAAGACAACUACAGCAAAGAAACAUCAACAGUCACAACCAAGCUAAGAGAGAUGACUAAGAUUCUACCGCCCAAGGAGUUUGAUAAGGAAGAUGGCUAUUGAAUUAAGAGUAAUUUAAUUUAAACUAAAACCAGCUAACUUUGAGUACUUUGUAAAAUGACACAUAUACCAAGGUGUUAUCAUCGUAACCACUCAUCGUGGGGGAUUCUAGUUUAUUCUUUUCCCUGGUAUGGGAUGUUGUGUACUGUUUAUUUUGUUUAGUCUCUGAUUUUUUUCCCUUCCUUGACCCGUAACUGAGUCUUAUCCCAAUAUCCGAUACCCGAUACUACGGGAUACUACCCAGUGUCUCGUACCGCCUUUUCCCGUAACCAAUAUUUCAUAUGUCCGUCCCCGUAUCUCAUAUAAAAGUCGUACACUGUAUCCCACAUCCCCUAUCCCGUCACCCUUAUCCUKUAUAUCCCGUAUCCUGUAUCCUAUAUCCCGAGUCCCGCAGUAACUCCURACUAUCCCAAAACAGGUUUAAUUAUUUAUUUUCAAUGAUAAUAUCUUAAACUAGGUCAGAUCAAAUAACAUGUGUUUAUUUAUUAAAGAUUUCUAAUAAUAUUAAUAAUAAUAAUAAUGACAAUAAUAGCAAUAAUAAUUUUUACAAUGGUUAAUUUUGUUGUAGAAGACUCGAGAACAAUAUUGACUCUGGACUCCGUUCUGGAAUCUGGACUCUGAAUUAUUUUAUUCCAAUGAGCUUUCUUUUUAAAUCGCAAAUGYUAAAUGUUAUUAAAGUGAAUAUAGUGCAUUUAUUUAUUUAUCACUGAAUAAAACCAACGAGUUAUAAUUA
This is a messenger RNA of Actinia tenebrosa (Australian red waratah sea anemone), 1281 nucleotides long. RefSeq lists its product as uncharacterized. Lineage: Eukaryota; Metazoa; Cnidaria; Anthozoa; Actiniaria; Actiniidae. The record is from RefSeq and is a predicted model, not a curated record.